AACAUCGAGGCCUGUGUGACCACUCUCUAGAAUCUUUAAGCUCCAGAAUCACGGAGCGGAAGCUGCAGGGCACAUGGCUGCCUGCUGGCCGAGGGAAUCUGGAGAAACCACUCCUGGGGCCACGCGGCUCUGUGGUGCCCAUGUUCAGCACUCAGAAUGGUCUUCACUCCGUCCAUGCUGACAGUAGUACCCUAAAGCCCAGGGUGGUGACCGUGGUGAAGCUGGGUGGGCACCCCCUCCGGAAGAUCACUCUGCUCCUCAACAGACGGUCCGUGCAGAGCUUUGAGCAGCUCUUGGCGGACAUCUCUGAGGCCCUGGGCUUUCCCAGAUGGAAGAACGAUCGCGUGAGAAAACUCUUCAACCUCAAGGGCAGGGAGAUCAGGAGUGUCUCUGAUUUCUUCCGGGAAGGGGACGCUUUCAUAGCCAUGGGCAAAGAACCGUUGACGCUGAAGAACAUUCAGGUAGCUAUAGAAGAACUGUACCCCAGCAAAGCCCGGGCCCUGACACUGACCCAGCACAGCCGAGCCCCUUCUCCCAGGCUGAGAAACAGGCUUCAUAGCAGGGCCCUGAGAGGGGGACACCACUGUGGGGAGACCGAGGCUGCCAAGAGCUGCGGUGAGGCUUCCCGGUCCAAGGCAGCCAUCAGUCAUCAGGGAAAGGCCCCCGUGGAGCCAGCGCUGGGGGACAGGGCCAGGCCCCAGAAGAAGUGGGUCGGGGGGAAGUGGGAGCCUGAACCGGGCAGCAGGCCGCCCAGGGAAGCCACUCUGGAGAGACCUGCGAGCGGAGAGAAGCACCUGGGCGUGGAGAUCGAAAGGACCUCGGGUGAGCUCAUCCGAUGUGAGAAGUGCAAGAGAGAGAGGGAGCUCCAGCAGGGCCUGCAGAGGGAGCGGCUGUCCCUGGGGACCAGUGAGCUGGACUUGGGCAAGUGCCACAGGUAUGACGCAGCGGAGAAGCUGGUGAGGACCAGGAGCUGCAGGCGGUCCCCCGAGGCCCACCGUGCAGGCGGGGAGGAAGCGUGGAAGGGCGAGAGCCACAGGAGCAGCCCCAGGAACCCCACUCAGGAGCUGAGGAGGCCCGGGAAAAACCCGGACAAGAAGGAGGACAGAGACCCCGAAGGUCAGGAAGGUCAAGCUCAGGCAGCCGCCAAGGCCAAGAGGGAGCUCGGCGAAGCCCAGCCCGUCAGAGAGGAGGGGCUGCGGGACGUGAGGAGGGAGGCCAGGAGCGCCUGCAGGAACAGGCCAGGCGGCCGGCAGCCCAGGGAGCAGCAGACGGAGCCCGAGGCACUCCCGGGGCCGCGCGGGGGCGAGCAGGACGCGGACCGGGAGAAGCAGCCCUGUACGCCGGCGUCAGGGGCCAGAAAACCGGCCGCUCGCGGGGAGAGGGAGCCCAGGGGCGGUCGGAAGCGGCGGCCCGCGGGCCUCCUGGCGACCGACGUGCACAAGCACUACGAGGCGGGCCGCGUGCUCGGGGACGGCAACUUCGCGGUGGUCAAGGAGUGCCGGCACCGCGAGACCCGGCAGGCCUACGCCAUGAAGAUCAUCGACAAGUCCAAGCUCAAGGGCAAGGAGGACAUGGUGGACAGCGAGAUCCUGAUCAUCCAGAGCCUCUCCCACCCCAACAUCGUGAAGCUGCACGAGGUGUACGAGACGGAGGCGGAAAUCUACCUGAUCAUGGAGUACGUGCAGGGUGGGGACCUCUUCGACGCCAUCAUGGAGAGCGUGAAGUUCGCCGAGCGCGACGCCGCGCUCAUGCUCAUGGACUUGUGCAGGGCGCUGGUGCACCUGCACGACAAGAGCAUCGUCCACCGGGACCUCAAGCCGGAAAACCUGCUG
Molecule: messenger RNA, 1832 nt
Organism: Leptonychotes weddellii (Weddell seal)
Lineage: Eukaryota; Metazoa; Chordata; Mammalia; Carnivora; Phocidae
Source: RefSeq, a predicted model, not a curated record